AUGCGUCGCUGCGCAGUAGUCUUCAGUCUGUGCAUGGCACCGAGGGCCUUUGCUGCCCAGUGCGGCUCUGCCACCAUUUACAGCGCCGCCGACGCCGAUACACUGCGCAAAAGUUGCAGUACAGUCGACGGCACCAUCACUCUUCAGGCGAGUUUGAAUGAAAACAUUUCUCUUGAUGGCGUUCAGGUCAUCACCGGCAAUCUCACAGGCGAGGACUGUGCAAUGGUCUCAGUCACAGGCCCAUCACCCGCCAAUUCAUCCAUAACUCUCUUGAGCUCAACCCUCACAACCAUCCAUGGAGAUUUGAAUCUGGGAUGCAUACCAGCACUCGCAAACGUUAGUCUUCCGAACUUGAAGACUGUUUAUGGAGGCUUCGACAUCGUCGAUUUUGACAAUCUGACAUAUCUCGACAUCACCAACCUAGAGUCGGUCGGCUACUUUCACACUCGGAUCCCAACCCUCCGGACGAUGCUACACAACGAGCUGCGCAACGUCACGGGAGCCCAUGGCAGCAAGCGCGUUUAUGUCGAGCAGACCAGCCUCGCAUCGGUGGAUAGCUUGUUUCGGAACCCCCUCGACAUAGGUGACUCUCUUGCUGGCGUCGUGCUGGACGCCUGGACACUAAAGCGCUUGACCAACUUUACCUUUGGAUUCUCGCGGGCCGGAAGUCUGUCAGUCGGAGGCGUCGGCAACUUGUCUGUGACGUUGGGAGGGCCAGAAACAACGAGCAUGAAACUCACAAACCUGACGUUCCAAAGUGGCGUGGCGGAGCUAGCCCGAAAUUCUAAGCUGGCGAAUCUUACAAUUGACUCCGUGCUCCUGGACGGAAACAACAACUUCACGGAUCUGCUCCUGCCUGUCGACAGUAUGUCUAAUCUGCUGGUCGGUGAUGAGGAAACAUUGGCGCGACUGGAGCUGCCGCCGCAGGCCAUCAACUAUACCAACUUUAGCUUUACGGCCCAGAAUUGCAGAAAUCUAAACCUGAGCAGCCAAUUCGCGACUAACGCAGACGGGACUACUCGCCAGACAUGGUAUUGGCCGCAGAAAGAUAUGAACGAUAUCUACGUUGAUGGCGACGUUGCCAUGGCUUUUUUGUAA
This is a messenger RNA of Trichoderma asperellum CBS 433.97, 1098 nucleotides long. RefSeq lists its product as uncharacterized. The record is from RefSeq and is a predicted model, not a curated record. Lineage: Eukaryota; Fungi; Ascomycota; Sordariomycetes; Hypocreales; Hypocreaceae.